CACACACCUGCUCUAUCCUCACUACAACUUCCUCUGUUCUGUCUCAUUCCCUACAAUCUACUUCUGACCUUUACAAUGGCAGUAUCUGGCUUCGAGGGCUUCGAGAAAAGACUCGAACUUCGAUUCUUCCACGCAACAACCAAUAAAAACCCAAUGGGCCUCCGUCUCAUCGACUUCGAAUCACUAAACCAAGUCUUAACCCAAGUACAGUGCACGGUAGUCUCCGCCGUAGCGAACCACACCUUCGACGCUUACGUCCUCUCCGAGUCAAGCCUCUUCGUCUACCCAACCAAACUCAUAAUCAAAACAUGCGGCACAACACAACUCCUCAAAUCAAUCCAACCAUUCAUCAACCUCGCGCGUGACCUCAACCUCACGUUACGCGCGUGUCGCUACUCCCGCGGCAGCUUCAUAUUCCCAAACGCACAGCCUUUCCCUUACACAGCCUUCCAAGACGAAGUCGUCACCGUCGAAGCAAGCCUCCCGAAAUCUCUCCGUCACCGUAAAGCCUCCGUCAUGACGCCGUCUAAUAAUAUUAACACUCCGCGUGCCUGGCACGUGUUCACCGCUAGCGCUGACGUGGAGCCAGACGAGAGUAAUAAUAAUGUCCUCGUCGUUGAGGUUUGCAUGACGGAGCUUGACCGAGUCAACGCCCUGACCUUCUUUAAACGCAAAGGCGACGAUAAGAAAAACAGCGAUUCCGCGGGGAGAGAGAUGACGCGGAUGAGCGGUAUCGAUACGAUUAACGAAAACGCGUUUAUAUGCGAUUUCGCGUUUGAUCCUUGCGGUUACUCGAUGAACGGAGUCGACGGGGAGCGUUACUCGACGAUCCACGUCACGCCGGAAGACGGUUUUAGCUACGCGAGCUUCGAGUGCGGGUUGUCUUUAUACGAUGACGGUCGUGGAGAUGUCGCGGAGGUGUUGUGUCGUGCUAUUGAUGUUUUCCGGCCGGAUUGUGUCUCUAUCGCCACCACUUACGGCGGAGAGGAUUAUGAUAGUGAGGUGACGAAGCGUGUGGAGCGUGUCUUGGCGAAGAAGCUUGGUUUGAAGUGUCGGAGCAGGCUUAUGGAUGAGUUUCCGGGGUCGGGAAGAGUUGUUUUUCAGUCAUUCACGCCUCGCCGGAGAUAG
Messenger RNA from Eruca vesicaria subsp. sativa (arugula), 1128 nucleotides. The record is from the annotation of a GenBank genome assembly. Lineage: Eukaryota; Viridiplantae; Streptophyta; Magnoliopsida; Brassicales; Brassicaceae.